GGUAAAUAGUAUUAAUGGAGUUACACAUUUUGUAAACGAUAUAAGCUGAAUGCAACGUAUGCAUCUGGUACUGCUUUUCAUUUAAAUAUAAUGGUAAUUAUAUUUUUUUGGCAACUUUUAUAUUUUUGUUGGUUUGCAAAACUUUAAACUUAAAUUGUUGUAUAGAACUGUAUUGAAGUAAUUUAUAAUCAGAAGUAUAAAUUAAUAAACAACACAAUUUUUGAUUUUGUGACAAUAAAUAUAAUUGAAUAAUAAUAAUGAAUAAUGAAUACUAUUAAAAUAUUAUAAUAUAAUAUUAAUAAAAUAAUGAUAAUAAGUUUUAAUUUUAUUAUCAUAAGUAUUAGUAUUAUUUUAAUGAUUUAUUGAAUGGCAUGCCAGUGUUUAGUUGGCUAAGUUGAUCACUUAGACUAGACUUAGAUUACUGACUUAGACUUAGUCUUAGUAAACUACUAAUACUAGUUAACUAAGUAAGUAGAUUACUCAUAUUUACUAAUAUUAUGUUUUGUUAGUACUAAGACUAAGCUACCAAUGAACCAUGAUAAAAUUAUCUGUAUUCUUUAUUAUAAUAAUAAUAAUAAUAAUAUUAAUAACCAUGCCUGGCCAUAAUUAUAAUAUUAUUAAAUUAUAAUAUUCAUAUAUAAUAAUAGAAAUUGAUGUUAAUGUUAAGUUAAAGUAAGUUACAAGUUGAAUAUGAAAAUGAAAUGUGAAAUUAUUUUUUUAAACUAAGAAAACACUUCUCUACAUACAACAGGUUAAAACUAAAACCACUUGGCUUAGUAUUAACUCAUUAACUGAGUAGAAUAGAAUGAGCUCAUUAAAAUUAAAUAAAAAUAGUAUGAGUAUGAGUCUGAGAGAAUUUUUUUUAAAAACAUAAAUGAUAAAUGCAUUUUAUUUAAAAAGGCAGCCAAAAGCGAAUAUUAUAGUGUAUAAACUAGCCUAGGCCUAUGUCUAUGUAUUUUAUUAUUCAAUUUUUUUUAUAACUACACUAGUAUAGUAUAUUCAUAUUGAACUUUGAAAGUCAAUAUUUAUCAGAUCUGUACACCGUGUAUAUCCCUCAACCCACUAUUUAUACUGUUAAUCACUUUCUUGUUUUUAAUUGUUUCUUUGCAUUUAAAUGUUAUACUUUGAACUUUCAUUUUUCUUUUCAUUUUUCUGUCAUAUCAGUCAGCUAUUUUCAACUUCCAAAGUCUCCUGACAGUUGUCUUGCUUAUGAUUUGCACCUGCACUUACCUCAGAGCUAUAGCACCAGGCUUCAUGGACAGGAGUAAAACAGGGUAAUUGAGAAUUUUAAUUUGUAUUUUUAAAUUUUGUAAAAUUAAUGUCUACCUUUAAGUGUCAUUUAUAGUAAUGAAUCUAUUUUUAUAUUUGUGGCCCUGCCAGACACUCAUUUUGGCAUGAUUGGGGGCCAUACAAUUUUCCUUUAAAUUACACAACUAUUACAUUCUUAUGUUUUAUGAUCCUUGCUGAUAUAUUUUUAAAAGCUCAAUAGGCAGAGAUUUACUAAAUGAGCUAAAAAUGAGACAUUGUGUAUUACAGGAUCUUCUAUUUAUUUUAAUAUUUUAUUAUGUAAUGUUAUUAUUUUGUUAAGUAUAAUUAUUUUCUUUAAAAUAAAAUUUUAAUUAUUCCGUUUUUUUUGUUUUUUUUUAAGGAUUUUAGGUACCUUUUGGAAAUUUGCAAGGAUUGGAGAGAGAAAAAGUCCUUAUGUAGCAUUUUGUUGUGUUGCCAUGGCUUUUAGCAUUCUUUUCUUGUCAUGACAAUUCAAAAAAUUUGUGUUUUUUUUAAAUAAUUGUACAUACCGUACCAUAUCAUUUUCCAGCCAUCAACAUAACACUCCUUUUGUGCAGUAGACCAACAACAUUUACAGUUUUUGCAAGGGAACCUAAACAUAGACAUUUCUUAAUCCUUGCUUUACUAUGUUUAUAAUAGGUUUUAGAUGCAUGAAUUAAAAUCUAUGAGGUCUUACAUUUGUUUUAAUUAAUUUAAGCUGAAUGCUCUUAUGUAUGUUUUAUAAAAUAACAUGUAACUUAAAUUAUGUCAUUCUGUCUGUUCAAUGAUUUUGUCUAAUAAAGAAGGUUUGUACUUGUAUAUAUAUAUAUACAUAUAUUUAAAAUACACUGUUUUAAUAUGGAUGUGGCAUGUUUCUUUCAAUUUAAAUGUGAUUUAAAGUGGUGCAGAGCACAUAUCAGUUUAAUAAUUAAUCUCUCAUAUAUAUAUUUUACAUGCAGCCUUAUACUAUACCUACCACCCACUAAAAUUCACAUCUUAAACAAUGGACUUUUCUAGUCCAGAGCGGUUCAAAAGUAUGAUACCGGUAUGUGUUAGGCACAGUCUAGAACAAGAAUCAUACUUCUGUCAAAAUUAUGCUGUUAAUUUAUAACAAUUCAUACAUGACAAAUUACUUUUUUUUUAAAAUAUUCUUUGACAGAGUUCCCAGUCUAGAGUUGAUUGUUUAUAAUACUCAUGCUUCCAAGUCACGAAUCUGCAACUAAAUAGUAGUGUAGUAAGAUGAGUAACAAUGUUAUAUUUAGUAAAUUAGUUUAAUGUACACAUAAGUGUACAACACCGCUAUAUUUUUUUGCACGCUUCCACUUGUACUCAUCAGAAAUUCUGAAAGAUAAUCUUCCUUCUUUGAUAAAAUUGAAAGUCACGUUGUUGUUUUUUUUAUAAUCAGCUUUUUUUUGUCCUUGGGAUUCAAUAUUCUAUUAUGAAACAUUAUGCAAAAUAAGAUUAUACCAUAUUAAGUCUCUUCCAUACCAAAUACAUUUGAUGGGUACAUAAAGAUUUCUAAGAAGCUAAAAGUAAUGUGUACCGGGUAUUCAAUUCUGGAGUUGCACCUUUAAAAGUACAUGUCGUGACUGUUGCUGGCCAUUCAGUACCACAGGUGCUUGCUGUUAACUGUUAUGCUGGGUUGAAACAAUGAAUCCCAGGAAAAGCAUGAAGCUAACAAGCCAACAAGCCAAUCUGGUGUGCUGAUGGCAGGAAACGAGCUCAUUCGUCUGGCUAGUCAAAUCAAAUCCACUGCUCACAGGAAUGGACAUCAAUUAUUUAUUAUGUGUACACAUUCAGAGUGAUUCACAUAAUUUGCCAUAAACUAUGAUAAAGGUGGUGACAGCAUAGAAAUUCAACAAAAAUAGAGAAAAAAAAGUAAAAAGAAGAACAAACAGUUGUAGUUGUUGGUUUUGAAAAUGACAUUUUAAUAAAGUAUGUAAAAGUUUAUACAUUUUAAAAAAUAUCACUCAUGGCAAAUUUUUUUUUGUAUGUUGGAAGAUAUGAUCAAACAAACAGCAGGAACCAACUUGUUAGCUUUUCAUCUGGAGCAGCACUCAAAAUAGUUGUACCUCAAAACCAGGUGGAUGAAUUCACCUUAGGUAUGAUAAUUGGUUGGACAACAAGCUGACUUAAAACCAAACUAUUAUGUCGUUACCGGUAUAUAAAAUAUUUCUCACUUAAAUUUGUCAUCUAAUUUUGCGUUGGGCUAAAAUUAAGGGUCAUAACUCUUAUUACAUUAAAAUUCA
Messenger RNA from Lymnaea stagnalis (great pond snail), 3515 nucleotides. The record is from the annotation of a GenBank genome assembly. NCBI's taxonomy places the organism in Eukaryota, Metazoa, Mollusca, Gastropoda, Lymnaeidae.